Molecule: messenger RNA, 837 nt
Organism: Daldinia childiae
Lineage: Eukaryota; Fungi; Ascomycota; Sordariomycetes; Xylariales; Hypoxylaceae
Product: putative nitroreductase family protein
Exons: 2
Coding region: 1-837 (278 amino acids)
Biological process (GO): cellular response to oxidative stress
Source: RefSeq, a predicted model, not a curated record
AUGCGCCCGCAUAUUGUCACCUCAGCUGUUCUAUCCUUCUCUAGAUUCAGCACAACCUCGGCCAUCACACCUAAAACAUCAAGUCUAGCCCUCAAGACUUUAGCAGCAACUUGUUCUCAGAGAUCAUUAUUCACCUCCAGCGCAUCCCAGUGCCAACCUCCUAAGUCUCAAACCAAAACCACACACACGACCUCAGCACGCUUCAGUACUACUCCUAAAAUGGCUGCUCCCGUCAAGGCCGAGUCCUUCCUGGACCUCAUCAAGAACCGCCGUACCUACUACGCUCUUAACAAGAGCUACCUAUCUCUAAGAGUCGCAUCCAGGAGAUUGUCAAGCAGAACAUCUUCGAGGUCCCCUCGUCUUUCAACUCCCAGUCCAACCGCGUUGUCGUCCUCUUCGGUGCCGACCACGACAAGCUAUGGGAUAUCACUUCCGAGAUCCUCAAGACCAUCGUCCCCGCUGACGCCUGGGAACCACCGCUCAACGUAUGAACGGAUUCAAGGCUGGUGCCGGAACCGUAAGUCCUAUUCUUCGAGGACCAGAGGUCGUCCACAAGAUGCAGGCCCAGUUCUCUCUAUACAGCGACAAUUCCCUAUCUGGGCGCUACAGUCCGACGCCAUGAUCCAAUUCCGCGAUCUGGACGCUUUCACCGCCGAGGGUCUUGGUGCUAACCUUCAGCACUACAACCCUCUGAUCGACGCCAAGGUCGCCAGCGAAUGGGGCAUCCCCGACAACUGGCAGCUCAAUGCCCAGCUCGUCUUCGGCGGCCGCGCCGGCGAGCCCGGUCCCAAGGACCAGCUCCCUAUCGAGGACCGCCUUAAGGUCUUCGGUGCUUAG